CGUAAAAGAGAAAGGAAGUAUUUAGUUCACUCCGUUUUCAUUGGAAGAGAAAGUCGAAGAUAAUUUAGCGAAGAUUUUAUCCUCAAGUCAGUGCCUUUUUUUUAACGCAAACAGAAAAAUCACAACUCUUUGACAAUGUCCUUUAACAAAGGUCCCGCCUACGGAUUAUCAGCGGAGGUGAAAAACAAGAUCGCACAGAAGUAUGACACUCAGAAGGAAGAGGAGCUGAGGGUCUGGAUCGAAGACACCACUGGCGCUUCCAUCGGGCCCGACUUCCAGAAAGGCCUGAAGAAUGGAGUUAUUCUGUGCGAACUUAUCAACAAGCUUGCUCCAGGCUCUGUGAAAAAGAUCAACAAGUCGGCGCUGAACUGGCACCAGCUGGAGAACCUGACAAACUUCAUCAAGGCCACCACGGUGUACGGCCUGAAACCUCAUGAUCUCUUCGAAGCCAACGAUCUGUUUGAGAACGGCAACAUGACGCAGGUCCAGACGACGCUGCUCGCUCUCGCUAAUUUGGCGAAGACCAAGGGCUGCCAGUCUCGAGUGGACAUUGGCGUGAAGUACGCUGACAAGCAGGAGAGGAUGUUUGAUGAGGAGAAGAUGAAGGCUGGACAGUGCGUCAUCGGCCUACAAAUGGGGACCAACAAGUGUGCCAGUCAGGCAGGUAUGAAUGCAUAUGGCACCAGGAGGCACUUAUAUGACCCCAAAGGUCAAAUCCUGCCCCCCAUGGACAACACAACCAUCAGCCUGCAAAUGGGAACCAACAAGGGGGCGAGCCAGGCUGGCAUGACGGCUCCAGGGACAAGGCGUGCCAUUUACGACCAGAAGCUGGGCACAGACAAGUGUGACAACAGCACCAUGUCCCUGCAGAUGGGCUUCAGCCAGGGAGCCAACCAGAGUGGCCAGAACUUUGGCCUGGGACGGCAGAUCUAUGAUGCCAAGUACUGCCCUAAAGCUGGAGAGGUUUCAGACGAUCAGAACGGGGCAGCCGUCGGCCGCGAAUACCUCCCAGAUUACCAAGAUGAGGGUUACCAGGGUUACCAGGAAGAGGAGCAGGUGUACCAAGAGGACGGGACAGAUUACUAGAAAUGAGGGAGCUGAGGGAAGGGAAAGGGAGGUUGCAUAAAGGAGGGAUCCUCUGCAAGAAAACCUCAAGGCAGGUUUAUUUUUAUACCCACAGGAUGUUGAACCAUUUUUUUUUUUUUUUUUUUUUUUUUAAGUAUUGUAUGAAAUUGUUCUCUUACCCCUAUUUGUGCAAAAACAUCGUUACACAUAUCAUGAACUGUAUUUCUGUGAUUUUUGUUAUUUCUUUAUUUUUUUUAUAUUUAAAGUGACCACAAAAGUCAGUCUUUUUGGCUUGGCUAGUUUUCUAUCCCAGGGAUGUUUUUUUAAUGUGCCAAAGUCCCUUUCCCCUUUUUUUUUUUGUUUGUUU
Messenger RNA from Morone saxatilis (striped sea-bass), 1432 nucleotides. It is a transcript of the gene cnn2, whose product is annotated as calponin 2. The transcript is spliced from 7 exons. NCBI's taxonomy places the organism in Eukaryota, Metazoa, Chordata, Actinopteri, Moronidae. Gene Ontology annotation, biological process: actomyosin structure organization. The record is from RefSeq and is a predicted model, not a curated record. Gene Ontology annotation, molecular function: actin binding. Bases 136 to 1086 code for a protein of 316 amino acids.